This is a messenger RNA of Anopheles coustani, 276 nucleotides long. RefSeq names its product cytochrome c oxidase assembly factor 4 homolog, mitochondrial. Lineage: Eukaryota; Metazoa; Arthropoda; Insecta; Diptera; Culicidae. Gene Ontology annotation, biological process: mitochondrial respiratory chain complex IV assembly. Bases 61 to 249 code for a protein of 62 amino acids. The record is from RefSeq and is a predicted model, not a curated record. The transcript is spliced from 2 exons. Gene Ontology annotation, cellular component: mitochondrial intermembrane space.
ACUGUUAACAACAGGUUCGGUGAAACUCGGUGUAUCUUGCGCAAAUUUGCUAAUAUUAUCAUGUCCGAUGUAGUGGAUCCAGUUGAACAAAUGUUAAAAAGUACCGGCUGCCUCGACCUUCACCAUAAAGUACAGGAGUGCAUAGCAGAGACCGGCGACUGGCGGCUGUGUCAGGAGGUAGUAAAAGAAUUCAAGCACUGCAUGCAAGAUUACACGGAGAAGCAACGGGCCAAGUACAGUGGGAAAUGAAUCUGUUCCGCACGCUGCUUGCCGGCC